AUGUGUGUCCUUUUAAGGAUUCACUUCCAAAAAUAUUUUACCAAGCGAAAUCAAGACUUUUAUGAUUUGUUAACUGCUGCAAACAAACCCUUAUAUGAGGGGGCUUCUGAUUCAAAACUUUCAAUAUGCGUGAAACUUUUAGCUUGCAAAUCAAAUUGGAAUGUUCCACAGAAAUGUCUUGAUUUCUUUGCAAGCAUUCUUGUAGAUGUGUGUCCUUUUAAGGAUUCACUUCCAAAAAGUUUUUACCAAGCGAAAAAAUUGGUGACAAUGCUAGGAUUGAAGUCUGAGAAAAUUGAUUGUUGUGUUAAAGGGUGCAUGUUGUACUACAAAGACAAUAGUGCAGAUAUAGAGUGUAGGUUUUGCCAUGAACCUCGAUAUGUUCCUCGUAAGCCUGGGAUAGGCAGUUUACGUCAUCCAUUAGAUGAGGAAGCUUGGAACCAUUUUGAUGCAAAGUAUCCAAACUUCGCAAAUGAACCAAGAAAUGUAAGGCUUGGUUUAUGUUCUGAUGGCUUCACGCCAUACAUUCAGGCCUCUUCAACCCCAUAUUCUUGUUGGCCUGUUGUUGUGACCUCGUAUAAUCUCCCGCCCGAAAUGUGCAUGACUAAACCAUUCAUGUUUUUGACUUGUCUCAUACCUGGACCAUCUAACCCAAAAGCAAACAUUGAUGUAUAUUUACAACCGUUAAUAGAUGAGCUUAAACAGUUGUGGAGUGAAGGGACUUUGACUUAUGAUAUAUCCAUGAAACAAAAUUUUGUAAUGAUGGCAACCUUAAUAUGGACAAUUAACGAUUUUCCUGCUUAUGGCAUGUUAUCUAGAUGGAGUACCCAAGGUAAGUUGGCAUGUCCGGUGUGUAUGGAUGGAAAUAAGGCUUUUACCUUAAAAUACGGUGGCAAAAAUUCAUGGUUUGAUUGUCACCGUUGUUUCUUACCUCAUAAUCAUGCAUUUAGAAGAAGUAAAAAAGGAUUCACUAAAAAUAGGGUUGUGAAAGAUGAAUCUCCUCCAAUAUUGACCGGUGAAGAAGUUUGGGGUUGGGUUCACAAUAUUCCACGAGUGAUAGAUACUGCACAUUCUAAAUUGUCGGGAUAUGGAGUUAGCCAUAAUUGGACUAAACGAAGCAUAUUUUGGGAUCUUCCAUACUGGAAAGAUAAUUUAUUAAGGCAUAAUUUAGAUGUCAUGCACAUAGAAAAAAACUUCUUUGAUAAUGUGUUUAACACUGUCAUGAAUGUUAAGAACGAGACUAAGGACGAUGAAAAAGCACGAAUGGACUUGGCCAUCAUUUGCCAACGUAGCGACCUGGAGUUGGUUCCACAUAACAAUGGAAAAAUGAAAAAACCUAAGGCAAAUUAUUGUCUUACGUCUAAUGAGGCAAAUAAUGUUUGUAAAUGGAUAAAGGAGCUUAAGAUGCCAGAUGGGUAUGCGUCUAACUUGGCAAGAUGUGCAGAUGUUAAUAGAGGACAAAUGAAUGGGAUGAAAAGCCACGAUUGUCAUGUAUUUAUGGAGUGUUUGCUUCCAUUUGCAUUUAGUUCAUUGCCUGACCAUGUGUGGAAACCAUUAACAGAAUUAAGUCAAUUCUUUAAGGGCUUGUGCAGCAAUACCUUAAGACAUGAUGAAUUGGUCAAAUUGGGUGAAAAUAUUCCAUUCAUCAUAUGCAAACUUGAAAGAAUCUUUCCACCAGGAUUCUUUGAUUCAAUGGAACAUCUUCCAAUUCACCUACCGUAUGAGGCAAAACUUGGUGGUCCAGUUCAAUAUCGAUGGAUGUAUCCAUUUGAAAGAAUGAUGGGUGAUUUUAAGCGCACAGUGAAAAACAAGGCUAGAGUGGAAGGAUCAAUAUGUAUGUCAUACUUACAUCGAGAGACAACAUAUUUUUGUUCCCACUAUUUCAAAACAAUCUCUUUGUUUAAUAGAAGCCAACGUAAUGAAGGUGCAAAAUUAAAUGAUGUUGUCACAACAACACUGUCAAUUAGCAAUCAAUUAGGACGUCCUAGUGGGAAGGCCCAAACACAUUGGUUGAGUGAUGCUGAAAGAAGGUCUGCUCAUGUACACAUCCUCAUCAAUUGCAACGAGGUCAAGCCAUAUAUUGACGCCUUUUUGCACUCUAAUUCCAUUCUUGAAGAAGAUCCUAUAUCUCAAACUCGUAUACAUGGAGAAUUCCCAGAAUGGUUUCGUGCGUAUGCCAUUGACAAGGAAAAUGGCGUGACUGACCCUAACUUGUUAUCAUUAGCUUGGGGUCCUAACUCAAUGGUUAAAACUUGGCACAAGUAUUACAUUAAUGGGUACAAAUUUCACACAAAAGCUUGGUCUCAGGGUAAGAAAACCAUAAAUAGUGGAGUUUAUGUGAAAGGGGUUACUGGAGGAGGGGAAGAUGAUUUCUAUGGAGUCAUCCAACAUAUCUUCGAGUUGGAGUAUUACAAAUUGCCUCACAAAGUAGCCUUGUUUUAUUGCCAAUGGUUUGAUCCUAGACGGAACAGAGGAACCAAAGUUCAUCCACAAUAUGAUAUUGUAGAUAUCAAGAUGAAUCGAAAAUAA
Molecule: messenger RNA, 2526 nt
Organism: Cicer arietinum (chickpea)
Lineage: Eukaryota; Viridiplantae; Streptophyta; Magnoliopsida; Fabales; Fabaceae
Source: RefSeq, a predicted model, not a curated record